Hemisphaericaspora subhashii is the source of this 552-nucleotide messenger RNA. It is a transcript of the gene DUO1, whose product is annotated as Duo1p. NCBI's taxonomy places the organism in Eukaryota, Fungi, Ascomycota, Pichiomycetes, Serinales, Debaryomycetaceae. The transcript has a single exon. The record is from RefSeq and is a predicted model, not a curated record. The coding region runs from base 1 to 552 and encodes 183 amino acids. Gene Ontology annotation, cellular component: mitotic spindle; DASH complex. Gene Ontology annotation, biological process: mitotic cell cycle.
AUGUCGGGCCAAUACAACAGAUUUUCACAGGAUCGUGAAUCACUGAUAAUAUUCACACCUCGUCGGUCACAACAGCCGUCACAAGAACCAGAUGUAGAACUAGCUCUUAGGAAUGAACUAACAAAACUAACCGAAAUAUCAGCAUCACUACAAUCAGCAGUUUCAACAAUUAAAACUAUAAACAAAAAUAUCACAACAAUGAAUAAUGCCAAUGAAGGUGCAAUAAAGCUAUUGGAUAAAUAUACGAACAUCCUUUCUGAGUCCACAUUCACACAUGACAUGAUUGAUAAUGAAGAUUGGAAACCACAAGAAUUAGAUGCUAAUGAUAGUUUUGAUGAAGAAAAUUAUGAGAAUGAGGAGGAAGAUUUGUUAAAGAGAUUGAAUGCUAUCGAAGGAGAGAACGAUUCGUUAAAAAAUCGAGUGGAUAAGAUUCUAAAUGAAAAACAAGCUAGGGCGAAAAGAAUGGCUGAAUUGACUGGAGUUAAACGAACCAGUGCACUUGGUGGAAACGUGUCUAACCCAAGAAGAAAGGUAGCUAGAACUGGGCUUUGA